CUCGCACCACCCCCAACACACUCACUCAGCAGCCAUGUCGACCCCCUCCUGGACCAUUGUCUUCGCCUGCGACGAGGCCGGCGUCUCGUACAAGGACGCCAUCCUCGCCGACUUCAAGAAGGACCCGCGCGUCAAGAACGUCAUCGACGUCGGCGUCAACAGCACGUCGGACAAGACGCCGUACCCCAACGUGGCCCAGGCCGCCGCGCAGAAGGUGGCCUCGGGCGAGGCUGACCGCGCGCUCAUGAUCUGCGGCACGGGCCUCGGCGUCGCCAUUGCCGCCAACAAGGUCAAGGGCGUGCGCGCCGUCACCGCACACGACCCCUUCUCCAUCGAGCGCGCCAUUCUCUCGAACAACGCGCAGGUGCUGUGCAUGGGCCAGCGCGUCGUCGGCCUGGAGCUCGCUCGCAACCUCGCAAAGGGCUGGCUCGGCCACGUCUGGGACCCCAGCUCGCCGUCGGCCGCCAAGGUCGAUGCCAUCUGCAGCAUCGAGUCGAGCGCAUAGAUGCGUUCCUCCGCUGUAGUGCUUGCUCUGAAUGAUACACCUGCUCCUUGCCCUGCGCCUUUCGUAGGCUGAACAUUUUGUCAGGCGAGUAUCAGCUGCAGUGUGUCUGUGAUGGCUCUUGGGCUCUGGGAGAUUGCUCGCUGCCCUGCGGCCUCGAGAGCACUCUUGCCGAGCUUGUCGCGGUCAGGCGCUUGCUUGUGGCACCGUG
Messenger RNA from Tilletiopsis washingtonensis, 713 nucleotides. RefSeq names its product putative ribose-5-phosphate isomerase. The transcript has 6 exons. Gene Ontology annotation, molecular function: isomerase activity. Gene Ontology annotation, cellular component: intracellular anatomical structure. Lineage: Eukaryota; Fungi; Basidiomycota; Exobasidiomycetes; Entylomatales. The record is from RefSeq and is a predicted model, not a curated record. Gene Ontology annotation, biological process: carbohydrate metabolic process. Bases 35 to 505 code for a protein of 156 amino acids.